Bombyx mori (domestic silkworm) is the source of this 1790-nucleotide messenger RNA. RefSeq lists its product as uncharacterized. Lineage: Eukaryota; Metazoa; Arthropoda; Insecta; Lepidoptera; Bombycidae. The record is from RefSeq and is a predicted model, not a curated record. The transcript has a single exon. The coding region runs from base 620 to 1576 and encodes 318 amino acids.
UUGCAUAUAAAUAUAAUCUCAUAACCUUAGUAAAUCAGUUGAAUAACAAACAAAUGGGAAUCUAAUGAAAAAAGACGAAUGAAAACAAAAUAUGGUGAAGAAGAGAAGAAAGAAAUAUCACAACUUUACUGGUGGUAGGACGUCUUGUGAGUAUGCACGGGUAGGUACCACCGCCCUGCCUGUUUCUGCCGUGAAGCAGUAAUGCGUUUCGGUUCGAAGGGCGGCGGCCGUUGUACUAUACUGAGACUUUAGAACUCAUAUCUCAAGGUAGGUGGCGGCAUUUACGUUGUAGAUGUCUAUGGGCUCCGGUAACCACUUAAUAUCAGAUGGGCCGUGAGCUCGUCCACCCAUCUAAGUAUUAAAAAAAAAACAAAUGAAUAUCGUAUUAUAAAAGUUACAUUCGUUCAAUUACACAGAGGUUCGACAAUAAUGCAACGGGUCUCUGUUAGAUAGCAAGCAUUACAACGAUCUUGCAAUCAUAAUAUUUAAAGAGAUCAGCCCACAUUCAUUGUUCGCGACGUAAUUUAAUAUUCAUAAAUUAUUAUUAGUUUACAUUCUACGAUGAGACAAUACAAAUGAUCUAGUCGCGUAUUGAACUUUUUGAAGUGAAGUAGGAACAAUGAAAUUAAUAUAUUUACUAUUCGUUUCAUUAUUAAGGAUCAAAGCGACAGAGGAAAGAUUAAUUGAGAAAAAUUCGAAAGCAACUACGGAAACAAAAAUAUUCGGCGCACCUGUAGUAAGACACACGAGAGAUGUAUUCGAGGAAGACGCGUUAGCGGAGUUUUCUAAAGAGGAAAACGAACAAAUUGAUCAGUUAACCCAAUUAAAUGGGCUGAAAAUGAGGUAUUAUUACAAAUAUAAUCCGAUGAUCAUACCAGUACCAGUUCAACAGACUCGACUUACAAGAGGAUCUAUUAGUAAUGUGACCACAACAAAAAAUAGUCUAAAUAAUAGUACAGAAAAAACGAAAGUAUUAAUUCAGAGACCGAUACCGAAAUUUGACGAAUUGGACGACGAAGAUGACUUUCAAAUGAACAUGGACAAAACUUCAAAUACAUUUAUAGACUCGAAUGAACACGAAGAUGAAGAUUUCAAUCUGGACGAUUAUGACUUUGAUGUGAACCAUGACGAAUUCAUAGGAAGCGGAAAGCCGCUUCAGCCAAGAACGAAAAAUAAGGAUUUAGAACAUCAUCAUGUACAAACAGAUUCAACUGAAGGUAAACCACAAAAGGUAGCUUCUGAAAUUAAAGUUAAAAGUAAAAUAUUACCACCCAUAAAUGCUGUCUCUUCAAAUAAGAAACAAAGGCAUGUAACUUUUAAACAUAAUAAAGAAAAUAAAGUUAAAUUUGAUGAAUAUUAUGAUGAUGAUGAUGAUGUGAAUCGUAAAGAGGUAAAGAAAUAUACGGAUGAGAUAGUUGAUGAGAAUUACGAAAGUGGUGAACCCGAACGUGGUAUGUCGAACAGAGAUGUUAGGUCACCAUGGAAGAUACACAAAUAUGUCGAUAAGCUAUCGGAGAAAUCACCGACAGCAACAGUUAUGUCUAAGACUUUAAGUAUAUUUCCAACAUUUCCUUAAUUAAUCUGAGAUUGUUAUCUCAGUCAAUGGAAUAAUUAUACAAUAAAAUAUUUAUGGUCCUCAAAUAUCAGUGUGGGUUAUUUUGUAAAAAUCUUGUUUUUUAUUUUAAUGCCUUUAGUAAUUAAGAAUGGGAUGGUGCUUUGAUUUAGCAAAUAUUGGACAAAGAAAAACUGUUAGUACAAUUUUUCACAAUAAAAAUAAUCCUUCACUUUCA